Messenger RNA from Ostreococcus tauri, 1125 nucleotides. RefSeq names its product P-loop containing nucleoside triphosphate hydrolase. Gene Ontology annotation, cellular component: cytoplasm. The record is from RefSeq and is a predicted model, not a curated record. Lineage: Eukaryota; Viridiplantae; Chlorophyta; Mamiellophyceae; Mamiellales; Bathycoccaceae. Bases 1 to 1125 code for a protein of 374 amino acids. The transcript has a single exon.
AUGACGUCGAGGACGCCCGUGAACGUCAUCACGGGCGUCCUGGGGGCCGGGAAGACGACGGUGGUGCGGGAGAUGGUGGCGAAGAAACCGAGCGAGGAGCUUUGGGUGGUCAUCGUGAAUGAUUUCGGUGCGUUGGGCAUCGACGGCGCGCUCGUCGAUGACGUCUCGGGACGCGUCGUCGACGGCGCGGGCGCACCGCGCGUGGUCGUGCGAGAGGUCUCGGGUGGGUGCGCGUGCUGCGCGUCGUCGUCGCCGUUUGAGAUCGCGGUGGCGCAGACGAUUCGGAGAUUUCGACCGAGCCGGGUGCUCGUCGAGCCGAGCGGACUCGGCGACGCGGGGAAGAUUAUCGACGCGUUGCGAUCGAAAAAUCUGCGAGAGAGCGUGGAGGUGCGGGCGACGGUGUGUGUGGUCGAUGUGCGGGAAUUUGGGGCGAGGGCGACGGGGGUGAGAGCGAGCGAGUUGUUUCGGGCGCAGACGGAGUGCGCCGAGGCGCUGUGCGGGACGCACCAGGACGUCGCGGACGACGGCGACGUCGAGCGGUUCAGGGAGUUCGGUGAGGGGUUUUGGCCGAAGAAGAAUGAUAUUUUCUUAGCGCGCGAGCGCGACUGGGCGGUGGAUCUCGCGACGCUGGACGCGGCGUGCGGAUGGGAGUCGCGCGCGCCCGCGACGGAAGACGAAGCGUCUCCGUCCGCGGGCGCGGGCGCGUCGAGAGGUCGCGGACCUUUCGAGCUCGUCCCGCGUCUCGUCGCGAAUGGAACACCGUGGAUGGUGAAAAAUGAGAGCGAUGAUCAUUACGCAUCGUGCGGGUACGCGUUUCACGCCGACGACGUCUUCGUUCGUCCGCUGCUCAGAAAGUUUUUUGACGAAUUCUUACUCCAACGAGCCGAUGUGGUCCGCUUCAAGGGCGUCCUUAGACUCGGCGCCGAGUGGGCGCGUCCGGACGUCGACAAAACCGAUCCCGCUCGAGGGAAGAAGAUCGCGUUCACGGAAUCGUCGUACCGUCGCGACAGUCGAAUCGAGGUCAUACGUCGCCGCUCGCCGGAUGUCUCCCGAGCCGACGACGACGACUUCUGGAACGAAAUCCGCGGUCGACUCGUCGCCUGUCGCAAACCGCCUCGACCGUGA